UGAAUCCCAUACAACAUGCGAAAAAACAAACAAACAUUGAAACCAUUGUUCUUUUUGUUUCAGGGGGACGCCUACACAGAAAAGGGUCUGGAGAUGAGAAAGCUGGUUCUGUCUGGGUUCCUAGCCAGUGAAGAGAUUUACAUCAACCAGCUGGAAGCCUUGCUCUUGCCGAUGAGACCCCUGAAGGCGACUGCCACAACAUCUCAGCCCGUUUUGACCAUUCAACAGAUAGAGACAAUCUUUUACAAAAUCCAGGACAUUUUUGAGAUACACAAGGAAUUUUACGACAACCUCUAUCCUAAUAUUCAGCAGUGGGACAACAAUCUGACCGUGGGACACCUCUUUCAAAAGCUGGCCAGCCAGCUUGGUGUGUACAAAGCAUUUGUGGAUAACUACAAAGUUGCCGUGGAGACAGCUGAGAAAUGUAGCCAGGCAAACAAUCAGUUUCAGAAGAUUUCAGAGAACCUCAAAGUAAAGGGCCCUAAGGAUUCUAAGGACUGCACCACCUCAGUCACAAUGGAAGCUUUGUUGUACAAACCCAUUGAUCGGGUCACAAGGAGCACGCUUGUUCUUCACGACCUCCUGAAGCACACUCCGACAGACCACCCGGACUACCCCUUGCUGCAGGAUGCUCUCCGGAUCUCCCAGAACUUCCUGUCCAGUAUCAACGAGGAAAUCGACCCCCGCAGGACGGCUGUCACCACACCAAAGGGAGAGGCCCGGCAGCUGGUGAAGGAUGGCUUCCUGGUGGAGCUGUCGGAGGGGACGAGGAAGGUACGCCAUGUCUUCCUCUUCACUGACCUCCUCCUCUGUGCCAAAAUGAAGAAGACCGCAGUGGGGAAACAGCAGCAGUAUGACUGCAAGUGGUACAUUCCCCUGGCGGACCUGACUUUCCAGACCCUGGACGAGUCAGACGCCUCCCCCCACAUCCACACUAUGCCAGAGCAUGAGAUCGAGGAGAUGAAGAUGAAGAUUUCAUGUAUCAAGAGCGAGAUUCAGAAAGAGAAGAAAGCAUCCAAGGGCCAGAGCAGAGCUGUGGAUCGCCUGAAAAAGAAGAUGUUCGAGCAGGAAUCCUAUUUAUUGCUGCACUCUCCCACCAUCCCCUUCAGAAUUCACAACAUACAUGGAAAGAGCUACUUGUUCCUUCUGUCGUCUGAUUACGAGAGAUCAGAGUGGAGAGAGGCCAUUCAGAGACUGCAGAAGAAGGAUCUCCAAGCCUGUGUGUUGAGCUCCGUGGAGCUGCAGGUUCUUACAGGGUCCUGUUUCAAGUUAAGGACAGUUCACAACAUCCCUGUUACCAGCAAUAAAGAUGAUCACGAAUCGCCUGGGCUGUAUGGAUUCCUGCACGUGAUUGUCCACUCAGCCAAAGGGUUUAAAGAAUCAGCAAACCUGUACUGCACGCUGGAAGUGGAUUCCUUUGGGUACUUUGUCAGCAAAGCGAAGACCAGAGUAUUCCGGGACACCACCGAACCUCAGUGGAACGAGGAAUUUGAGAUUGAGUUGGAGGGUUCCCAGUGCUUACGGAUCCUGUGCUACGAAACGUGUUAUGACAAGUCCAAGUUAAGCAAGGACGACAACGAGAUUGUAGACAAAAUCAUGGGCAAGUGGCAGGUUCAGGUAAGCACGGUGCAGUCCUAUUCUGUUCACUGGGGGGGGGGGAUCGCUAGUGCUUGACAUUUUUGAGUGGGA
This is a messenger RNA of Polyodon spathula (Mississippi paddlefish), 1689 nucleotides long. Its product is annotated as active breakpoint cluster region-related protein-like. NCBI's taxonomy places the organism in Eukaryota, Metazoa, Chordata, Actinopteri, Acipenseriformes, Polyodontidae. The transcript has 14 exons. Gene Ontology annotation, molecular function: GTPase activator activity; guanyl-nucleotide exchange factor activity. Gene Ontology annotation, cellular component: membrane. The coding region runs from base 16 to 1674 and encodes 552 amino acids. The record is from RefSeq and is a predicted model, not a curated record. Gene Ontology annotation, biological process: intracellular signal transduction; positive regulation of GTPase activity.